ACGGUGCGGUGCUGUGACAACUUCCGGUCGGUCCGCGGUCAUCGCGCUAGCUGUACUAUCCGCUGUCCUAUAUACGACCGACGGCACUCACUCGCACGAUUGCUGGUCGGCUGAAGGCAUUGCAUGCACCGUUUUAUAGUUUCCCACUGAGUGGUGGAGUGGAAGUGGGUCCGUUCUUCAUGUAGCAGUAUCUGCUGCAGUUCCCUCGGGGUCUUUUGAACGGUGACUGGCACGCGACGUGAGGAGCUGAGCAGAGGAAGCGGACAGAUCCACGCAGCGCAGUUGUAGCCGAUGGCCAGUGAGAGCUCGGAAAUAGUAAAGAGAGGCUAUCUCUAUGACAGGAAAGGCAUUCUGGACCGAAAGCGUUGGUAUGUAAUACGGAGGGAUGUUGCCCGCGGUUCGUGUCUCAUCGAGAUAUUCAAAGACGAGAGAGCAGCAGCUAGAAUGGAGUCACCCAAGGCAGCCAUCAAUGUCCAUGACAUUGUCGAAGUCCAUCGGGUGGUUGAGCGUAAACAGAGUUUUGAGUUGUUGUGUCCAGGACUAGGGUAUCGGUUCAUGGCUAACUCGGAUGUGGAGGCAGAUGAGUGGGUGACAAGCAUCCGUGGCCUCAUCCUGUACCGCAAGGAACCUCCGAGCCUCUCUUCAACUCUGCCGUGCCACACACAACCUGUUGCAAUCUCUCAGUCUGCCCGAACGAUGCCGCCCCACUCCUCUCUAUCUGACACCGGCAGUCUGCACCGCAGCCAUUCUUACACCUCCUCCUCUCUGCCAACUCCCCCUGACCUUGCCUCGUCUCCCUCUACCCACCUCUCCAGUCACUCCUUUAGCAGAGGAAACAGCACCGAAUUGGUUCCUUUUCCUGGCCCUUUUAACUCUUUCCCUCCCCCUCCCUCACCUCCUUCCUCUUCAUCAGCUUCGGGGUCUUCAAUGGCGAGUGGCUCCAAUGCCAGCUAUGACCAGGGAGUUGGUGGAACUGCUGAUAUGGACACUGAUGUCAACAAUCUCCACCUCACACUAGGGUUCAGAGUGCAGGUGAAGGAGUCAGAGGCUCUGACUGUCAGUGGUGGUGCAGCUGACCUUGUCGUGGGUGAUGGUAGACUGGCCUUACACACGCCUGACACUGGCCGAAUGUUGGUGUGCUGGCCUAUUGCAGCUCUUCGUCGCUAUGGCGUCAAUAAUGUCAGCCUCACAAUAGUAACUGGCAGGAACUGCUCUACUGGGGAAGGGAAGUUUCAGUUUUACACCCAGCAGAGUCGCAGGGUGUACAAUCAUCUGCAUGCUAUGGCAGUCACCAAGGCAGCCAACAAGACACAACCUCUGUACAGGUCAGGCUCAGAGGCUGUGGUUCAUGGGCAGGCGAGUCCAGCGAGCAGCCAGACAGACCACUCCCCAACCCAACCCACUGCCAGUGAAGACUACUCUCGUCUUAACUGGCCAACUGGAACUGGGGCAGUGGACGGAACUUGUGAUUUUUCUCAUUCCACAUCGACUCUCUGUUGAUGUCUCUCUCUCUGUGUAUGUGUGUGUGUCUUUGUGUACUUAUUCAGUUUAUUGUAGCAAGUGAAAUGACUGGGCUAUAGUGCUACACAAAUGGACAGCUAUAGGAGUUUAGGGAGUGAACGUAGUCUUCCUAGAUCCAGGACUAUGUGGUUGUCGGGGUGACACGGCAGUUGGAGGUAGCUGCCUGACUCAACGUUUGUUGUGUCUGUGGAAAAGAUUCAACUUCACCGGUUGAGGAAAUACAGUGUUACCUGCUGAGUGACUAUUCACAUAUUUCAUUGUGAUGACAUCAGCUGCGUGAGCUGUUUCGUCGAGAGUAGCUUCUGAACAUGUUGUAACUGAGGCUAUUUGUGGAAUAGGGAGAAUGGAAAGCUCUGGACGAACUUUGUAUUCUGACUCGCCCUCGUUGCCAUGGGUCACUCUCCUGGCUUCCUCCUUUUCCACUGGAGUUUGUAGCAGUUCCUGCACACUUUCCUGACACAAUAAACAAUGACGUGGCUAUCAGGCACAAUAUGGAGCUCUGAUUAGGCCCCUAGAAACGUUUAAUGUCGCCAUGC
Messenger RNA from Geodia barretti, 2057 nucleotides. The record is from the annotation of a GenBank genome assembly. Lineage: Eukaryota; Metazoa; Porifera; Demospongiae; Tetractinellida; Geodiidae.